AUGGAUAUUAUUAAUAUUAUCGAAACAGAACCCAUAUCACGUGAACAAUAUUCCAAUGAAUUUAGUGAUAUUGAAAUUGCUCCUACUUCAAAGUCUCAAAACGACGAAAAUAGAAUGGAAAAUGUAUCCGACAAACCUAAACCACUCACUUUGCCAAUAUUUACAAAUAUAAGAAAUAGUUUAACCUUUGCGAAGAAAAAAUAUGGAAAACCACGUUCGUCAAGCCGACCUCGUUCUUCUAGUGGAUAUAGUGCGGAUUCGGGGGGUAGUGAAUCAUCUAAGAGAAUUAAUCAUAUUACAAUUGACAAUGAUAUUGAUGAUGGAAAGAAUCCGUCAUCUACAUUUUCAUCUGGUAUAGGUGGCCGAAAUUUGUUUGAUGAAUUUAAAUCUAUUGACAUUUCUGACAGUGAAGAAACGUCAACAUCACAAAAGAAAAAAAGAGAUGAUUCAGAUAAACUUUACAACUUUACUUUUGAUGAGGAAACCUCUAAAAAUGAUACAGUUGAAAUAUCAACCGAUUCGCGACGCAACGAACUGCAUGAUUUUGACAUGUCUGAUAACGACGACGACGCAAAUCAACGUUCCCGUAAAAAAUCAACAAUAAUUGUCUCUGAUGAAUCUGAUGGUGGAUUCGAAACUGAUUUUUUUGAUGAUGAGAACAGCACAAAGAAAGAUUUAUUCAUUAAACCGGAUGGUCAAUUAUCGGAUGACGAACGGGAAUCGAAUUUAAACGAUGUAUAUUCUAACCGCUCAAAAGCCCCAAAGAAAUUUUCCAAGAAAUCUAAAUUAAAUUCGUUAAGUUACCUUUCCGACGCGUCCGAGGAGUCCGAAGAUGAAGACUAUUGCCCAAUAAUGUCUAUAAAUAAUGAAGAUAAACAAAAAGAAAAUUCAAAAAAAAAGGAAUCAUUCUAUCUCGACACCGAUGAAGAUGAGCCUAGCGAGAAAGAAAAAAAGUCGAAAUAUGAUGAUAAUUCGCCAAGAUUACUUUCUACCAAAAAACCUUUAGGCUCGAAUAUAGACGAGCCGAAUACGGAGAAUCCGAUGAAUAUUGGCGGUGCUUUUGAUGAAUCUAUUUUAGAUGAUGACUUAAGUUUAGAUGAUUAUAUUGCUGUAGAUAAGCCAACAUAUUCAUCAAAAAAGAAGCAAAGUCAAAGACAGAUAAUAAUUCACGAAGAAUCGAGCAAUAUUACCGAACUUCAACCUCCUUUUCAACCAGGAUCCUCGCCAAUGAAAAAUGGUCGUCGAUAUUUAGCUAUAAAUUGGCUUGGUAGCAUUCAUGCGGUAGAUAAUACUACUUAUCAUUCAAUAACUGUCGAAUAUAAUAACAAAACACUUUACAAAGGAUACACCUUUCGCGAUGAAGUUGGCUAUACUAUGGCUUGCCUCGGCACACAGGGAGUGCUCUUUGCCGUAGAAUCUGACUCAGAGAAUCCAAGUGUUUUGUAUUAUAAACCAAAUCAAAGCUGGUCCCAAAAGAGUGAUUGGAUGACAACACUUCAUCAUGGUGAAGAUAUUACAGUUGUCGUAGCAACAUCUAAAAAUUAUUUGAGAUUCUUCUCUCCUUUUGGUUUUCAAAAUUACAUAUUCUCUUUUCCCUCUAUCGUCUGCAUGGCUGCAUAUAAUAAUCUUCUUUUGAUCGCUCAUCAUUCAAGUGUUGCUUAUAAAGGUUCACAAAAUCUUGGAUACGUUUUGUAUGAUAUGCAUGAACGCGGUGAUGUACAAAAGGAUGUUUUACCGAUAUCUAAAGAAUCUACCUUGAGAUGGUUGGGCUUUUCGGAAGAAGGGAUGCCAGUAAUGUUUGACUCUAAAGGUAUCCUUUUUGUCCUUCACGAUCAUCGAAUAUACAAACAAGCAAGAUGGGUGCCUAUAUUAGAUACUGCCAACAUCGUAAAUGAUCCUACUAAGCCUGAUAUAGACAAAUCAAAGAAGAACGUGCCCCGUUAUCCUCGACCUACAUACGACGAAGUUAAUUGGCAAAUGCCACUCUUACAUCUUGAUAAAGUGAGUGGACGUUGUGAAGAAAGAUGGAUACGCGAGUCUAUCCUAUCGAGCUUUGAAUACCAAGAAGCCAAUGCAAAGGAUGAAUUGAGUGUCGUUAAAAUUACGGAACUAAGGAAGAAAGAAAGAGAUACUAAAAAGAUCAUAAUCGAAUUAAUCCAGGCUACUGUUACUGAAGAAAGAUAUGAACGUGCUUUGGAAUUAGCGAAGUUGCUAGAUUCGAGAAAAUUUUUGGAAUCUGCAUUACAAAUUGCAAUCUUUUAUAAUGUUACAAGUUUAGCUGAAAAAAUCCAUCAACUGCAAUCAAAAUAUUUUCAAUAUCAUAUAUAUUUUUCUUUUUUGUUGGGUUCAAGUGAUUCGAUACUCUUAUCUGACCUUAAUCAUAGUUCGACUAAUUUGAGUAGGUCUUCACCAAACCGCGAAGAUUCACCAACCAAUCCAUUAAAACGAAGCGUAAAAGAUAUGAAUGAUGGAAUACAGGAAGUCGAUGAAAAUUCACCAAAACCCAAGAAACCGGCAGUACCUAUAAGUUCCUUUUUUAAGAGAAAAUCGCUCACUUAA
This is a messenger RNA of Funneliformis caledonium, 2559 nucleotides long. Lineage: Eukaryota; Fungi; Glomeromycota; Glomeromycetes; Glomerales; Glomeraceae. The record is from the annotation of a GenBank genome assembly.